AUGCACACCACCUCUUCGAACACGAACAAACUCGGCGUCUACGCCCUCGGCUCCAACUCCUCGGGCCAACUGGGCGUAGGGCACGCAGAGGACGUGCGAUCAACCCCCCAGAGAUGUAUUUUUGCGGUUGAGGCCGAGGCGGAUGGCGAGGGAUCAGCCGAUCGAGGAGCCCGUGGCGCCGGCGUAUCACCCGCACGACCACCUCCGCUACGACGCGCCCACCAGGAUCGAGACCUCGAUCCCUCACUAGUAGGUCAUAUCACGAAGAUCGUCGCGGGUGGGAACCACACGGUCGUGCUGACGGGUCGGGGCCGCGUGUUUGUUGCUGGACGGAGUGGGGGCGGGUUGCGCGGCGACGCCGGAGACAAUGUAUUCAAGGAGGUGACGAGGGAGGUUUUGGAGUUUUGUCCGCGCGGGGUUGGCGGUGAGGGUGGAGUUUACGACGAGUCCAUCACAGAUGUGGCUGCUUCGUGGGAUGUUUCGUUCGCCGUGGUGGGUGGGCGGGCGGUUGUCUGUUGGGGUGAAUUCGGCGGGACUUGUGGUAUUACGGCUCCUACCACUUCACCGACCACCACUACUCUUUCGACAGCGUCAGCAACUGGCACACAGCAGAUGUGGACGAGUUUUGUCCUAGACCAUACGGGAAGCAGGGUGGACGUCACCAUCACAGCCAUUGAGGCGGGCAUGGCGCAUGUCGUGGUUCUUCUGUCCAACGGUCAGGUCUACGGCUGGGGAGCUUCGCGGAAAGGACAGCUCGGCGAGCAAUAUCAGGGGCAGAAAAUUCUGCGGGAUGCGCGCAGGAUUGAUGUCGGGCCUGAAGGGAGACGACUACUGCCUUUUGCGCCGGAGAAGGUCAUCUUGGGAAGGGAAUACACCGUGUUCCUACGGCGAGACGAUAAGCUAGUCACUUGGGGUUCGAUGGCUGGGAACAGGGACGUGGACGCGGAGUGCUUGUUCGGCCAGGACGAUGUGGCUGUCUCGGGAUGGAGCUCUGUCCACGUAUUGUCCCGGUUGGGAGGAUCCCUGUCAACACUGGUCAAGAGUAUGGGCAAGAACAACCACGGGCAGUUUGCUCCAGCGAAUCUGCCGCCUAUACGGGCCAUAGCCGCCGGGAGCGAACACUGUGUAGCUCUUACACUGGAGGGACAGGUCAUUGCAUGGGGAUGGGGAGAGCAUGGGAACUGUGGAGAACAGGUCGAUGGCAAGGGGAAUGUAGUCGAUCGGUGGAAUGUGAUUCGUCUGCCUGGACUUGAUCAGCGUACCGUUGUGAGAGAUGUUGCUGCUGGGUGCGCCACGACGUUCGUGAUCUGUGGCGAAGAUGAUCGGUGA
This is a messenger RNA of Cladophialophora yegresii CBS 114405, 1329 nucleotides long. RefSeq lists its product as uncharacterized. Lineage: Eukaryota; Fungi; Ascomycota; Eurotiomycetes; Chaetothyriales; Herpotrichiellaceae. The coding region runs from base 1 to 1329 and encodes 442 amino acids. The transcript has a single exon. The record is from RefSeq and is a predicted model, not a curated record.